Lytechinus pictus (painted urchin) is the source of this 3978-nucleotide messenger RNA. Its product is annotated as mucin-2-like. The record is from RefSeq and is a predicted model, not a curated record. Bases 340 to 1998 code for a protein of 552 amino acids. The transcript has 5 exons. NCBI's taxonomy places the organism in Eukaryota, Metazoa, Echinodermata, Echinoidea, Temnopleuroida, Toxopneustidae.
GCAUUAGAUGGUUGACAUUUCUAACCUGGCACCGCAAAAAUCGAUGGGAUAGUUCGAGUAACUUCACCGUGUUUCAUUUGCUCCAUAAUUCGUUUUAAUCAGUGGUGAUCAUGACGCUAUUUUGGAAUGAUUGCCUCCCUUUCAGCGAGGCAUGGAGAUCAUAACUGAAUAUUGAUGAUUUACGCCAAUUUAUUGUGUAGGAUAUCACAUUGAUACGGAAAUUUACGGAAAAUUCCCAGAAUGAAAACACGACCCUGAUGGUCAUAAAACCGUUAAGCACCUUUAUCAAAUUGUAUAUUCCAUGAUUUUUCCUCUCGAUGGAUCUGAGAUGACAUUUCGAUGAUGCCCGUGGAUAAGUUGUAUAUAGUGAGCCUCUUAAUAGUACUACAUCAACUAGUGCCUCUAACCAUCCAAGAAUGCCAAACAUGUCCGGAAGAGGCGGAGUCUCAUGGAGAUUCCUGUUACUAUUUCAGUUCCACGGAAUUAUCGCGGGACGAUGCGAACGAGAAAUGUACCAAAUACGGCUUUCAUCUGGCCUACAUUCAAACUGAAGAGGAACAGGAAUUCCUUCAGGGUCGACUGAUUGAAGAACGCGUGAAAGACUGCUGGAUAGGACUAACCGUCGAUUCCAAUGGCGAUGGGAUUUGGAUGGAUGGAUCGAGCCUCACCUAUGAUAAUACAGAAGAUGGGUCCUACAACGAAAGAGUGGGAUGUUUCCGCAUGAGAAAAACACAUGGAUACAGAUGGCAUGACAACAAAUGCAAAACAGAGUACCAAUAUGUUUGCGAAAAAGAAAAUGAGUGUUCCGAGACAACAGUGGCGAUGACGACAACACCAUCUACCACAACAACACAACCAACUACAACAAAACCUACCACCACAGCAGCUAUAACAACAACACAAUUGACAACUAUGUCUACAACAACGCAGCCAACCACUACAGCUACAACAACAACACAAUCCACAACGCAGCCAACCACAACUAAACCUACUACCACAAUGGCUACAAUAACCCAAUCCACAACGCAUCAAACCACAACUAAACCUACUACCACAACAGCUACAACAACAACAACCCAAUCCACAACGGCUACAACAACAACCCAAUCCACAACGCAGCCAACCACAACUAAACAUACUACCAAAACGGCUACAACUACAACAACCCAAUCCACAACGCAUCAAACCACAACUAAACCUACUACCACAACGGCUACAACUACAACCCAAUCCACAACGCAGCCAACCACAACUAAACCUACUACUACAAUGGCUAUAACAACAACACAAUCCACAACGCAGCCAACCACAACUAAACCUACUACUACAAUGGCUAUAACAACAACACAAUCCACAACGCAGCCAACCACCACGGCGACAACAACAACACAAUCCACAACGCAGCCAACCACAACUAAACCUACUACUACAAUGGCUAUAACAACAACACAAUCCACAACGCAACCAACCACUAUGGCUACAACAACGACAAUAAAAUCCACAACGCAGCCAACCACAACUAAACCUACUACUACAAUGGCUACAACAACAACACAAUCCACAACGCAGCCAACCACAACUAAACCUACAACCGCAACAGCUACAGCAACAACAACCCAAUCCACAACGCAUCCAACCACAAUUAAGCCUACUUCCACAACAGCUACAACAACACAGUCGACCACUACUAAAGCUACAACGCAACAAUCGGCAACCACUGUGGCUACCACAACAGAAACUCACAAAGUAAAGCAAAAGUCAAACCGGUUUCGGUCGGUAGCGAGGGACUAUGCCGUGAAGAAUUCGGCCGUGAUCGAGCGAUACUCGGCGUCGUCGUUGAUACGAUGUUCGGCCCGAUGUUCAAGCACGGAAUCAUGCUCGCACUUUACGUUCAUUGCUGACAGUGGCAUUUGUUUACUUGGUAGUUUUACUCUAAAGAACGACUUUGGUUUUGAGAAACUGAAUGGAGCCAUUACAUUCGAAGCCAUCUUGUUCUGAGUUGUGCAGUACACCCCUGUCUGGAUUUAGAACAUCCAUUGCAACAUCGGUAGAAACAUUGGUACAGGCCUACAGCCAACCAUUUGUCUUUAAACAACAUAAGACCUGCAAAAACUGACCCUGAUAGAAAUAUAGCAACCCACAUGGAAACAGUGCACCCUCUUGCAUUCUUGUUUACAUUGGCCAUUUUCGAUCCGAUUUCAAUUCAAUUAAUUUAUUUCACUCUAUGAAAAUAAGAUAUAUACAAAUAAUUAAGAAAUUAUCCUACAUAAUGGCAAGAAAGAACGACAAUACAAAGUCAAGAAAAUGACAAUACAGUAAAAUAAUGUACAAAACAUUCUUCGAAUGUACACUGAAUUUAAUGGUGGGAUGGGGGCUACUGUACCCCAAAAAUAUAUUUUUCGUUAAGUCAUUGUAUUGUAAUGAUCAUAAUUUUUAUCGAAAUUCCUUUAUCAUCUUGCAAAUUUGCGUUUUACACGCCACUAAUAUCAAACAAGUGAUUAUUAAGUUAUUGCAAAAAUCAAUUGAGAAAGAGAAAUAUGAAACAAACACGAAGUGAUAUAAUUGUGACAUUAAAAGGGAAAUUGCUUAAGAAAUAAGUCACGAAACGAACCUCUUUUGUUUUUUUUGGUAAUCUAUUAUUAUGACUUCCCUUUGAUUUUUCUUUAAUCAUAAGUUUCGUAAAUUUUCUAAGACACUCUAUAUUCAGUACUCCUUCAACUUCAAAAUAUCCCCAAUAUUUAUGGCAUUUAGCUAAUGGCCUAAAACUCGUCUGCACACACUACGGUAUGUAUCUAUAGGUACAAUAUAUGGGCAAUUGAGUGGUUUUAAAAGGGGGCUGAGCUGAAAUGAAGUUGCAUACGGAAGAUAAAAAAAAUUAAAGGGGAGGUUCACCCUGACAAAAAGUUUAUUGUAACAAUAGCAGAAAAAAAUAUUGGCGACGGUGUGAGGAAAAUCCAUCACAGCAUAAAGAAGUUAUUAGAAUAUUCAUUAUUUGAUUUGUGACGUCAUAUGCGAGCAGCUACCCUACAUAUCGUAUGGUAAAAAAUCAAUGAAAUGUCAUUUUCUCAGAAAAUUUAUAAUAGUUUUUACUGUACCUUAGGUAUAUUAAUAGAAAAAUUAUUUGAUAUCGGUUCCUAAAAAGAAAACAAGUAUAAGUCAUUACGAAUCAUCAUAACAUAAAAAAGUUAUUUAUUUCAUAUUAUAUAACAUAUGGGGCAGCUGCUCGUUCAUGACGUCACAAAUUUCUUAAUCUUUAAAAUGGAUUUUUCUCAAACCUUCAUCUAUAUUUUCAUUGUUUCUGCUAUUUUUACAACAAACUUUUCUUCAGGUUGAACUUCCGCUUUAACCUAUUUUUUUUUCAGUCUUACAUGUCGUACGCGAGCAUGCACGAUCGAAGUAUAAUAAGCUGGAGUUUGCUGUAGCUAUUAUGUUAGACGGGUUAGACGCCACCAAGCGACACAGUCAUUAUUAUGCAAUCCAUCUUCCAUAGUAGGUCAUUUCUGAAUACAUUUACCGUUAUAUGUGAUUUUUUUAAUGUCAGGCUGUAUGUGUUAGGAUGGGACGUAUGUACAUAAUCAAUUUUAUUUAAAAGCCGACAGUAUGACAUUCGUCCUCGAUUCCAUCAUUCCUAUCAUUUUAAUAUCUAUGGAUUAUCUCAUAAUGCGCAUAACCUUGUAAUCCCAUGACGUUAGAGUCGGAUAUUACUAGUAUUAGAUUCUCUCAAAAAUCAGUAAUUGAUGGAGGCACGGUGACGUCAUGAUAGAACAAUGGUUUCGAAUUCAAUUCAAGUUCAACAUCAUCUCUAUCAUUGAGGAUUUCGACAUCACCAGACUCGUUGCUGAUCCGAGGCACUUGGAUAGGAAUCAAAGCCGUCGGUUCUCUGGGUGCUGCCUGCGUGCAGACAUAUUUUGCUUUCCAUGAACGAUUCAAACAACAUAUAAUCCAGUUCAGUGGCAGAUGCAAAGUUUGCUAAAGAAA